This is a messenger RNA of Quercus robur (English oak), 5899 nucleotides long. Its product is annotated as TMV resistance protein N-like. The transcript has 15 exons. The record is from RefSeq and is a predicted model, not a curated record. Gene Ontology annotation, biological process: signal transduction; defense response. The coding region runs from base 419 to 4171 and encodes 1250 amino acids. Gene Ontology annotation, molecular function: ADP binding. Lineage: Eukaryota; Viridiplantae; Streptophyta; Magnoliopsida; Fagales; Fagaceae.
CUGGAAAUUGAAAAAGCGUGGGACUGCCAAAGCGUUCACACUCUUUAUUCCCAAAUGUUCUUGGAUGGAAAGCUGAAGACCCGUGAUACUAUACAUUGCUGUUGUCAAACAAAUGCCAAAUGCGAUUAUCAAAAGCAAAUGCCAAAUGCCAACUCACAAUUCCUUUACACACACCCAAUCCUUUACACACACACCCAAUCUCACUCUCACUCUCACUCUAAGACUUUCUUCUAUUAAACUCCAAAUUUCCAUUUCGAUUUGAUCUCUCUGUCUGAUUCAAUUCACUCCUUUUAUCAAUUUCGCAAUCAAACGCACUGAUUCAGAGCAUUUCAAUCAAGUCUGAGCCUCACAGAACCGGGGCUCUUCUGGUGCAAGACUCAAUCGCCAAAACCGUGAUCCUACUGUCAAAAAGAUCCCAAUGGUUUUCCUGACCAACGAAGGAGCCUCCUCCUCUUCUUCCACUUGCCGAUGGAAGUAUGAUGUUUUUUUGAGCUUUAGAGGUGAAGAUACCCGUACAGGUUUUACUACUUAUUUAUAUAAGGCUUUGGAACAAAAAGGCAUUAACACCUUUAUGGACGAUAAGCUUCCGAGGGGAGAAGAAAUUUCUGCGGAACUUCUCAAAACAAUCGAAGAGUCAAUGAUUUUAGUUAUUGUGUUUUCUAAAAACUAUGCAGAGUCCAAAUGGUGUUUGGACGAACUUGUUAAGAUUGUUGAGUGUUCGGAAAAUGACCAAAUGGUUCUACUUCGACCGAUUUUUUAUAACGUAGAACCAAGAGAAGUACGUAAUCAAUUGGGAAACUUUGGGAUAGCGCUAGCUAACCAUGAAAAGGAGUUCAAGGAUAACAUGGGGAAGAUGCCGAGAUGGAGGGAAGCCCUAAGUAAAGCAGCUAGUGUGUCUGGAUGGCAUUAUGAGGAAGGUCGCACUGCAUAUAAAUCUGAACAUGACUUUAUACAAGGAAUUGUUAAAGAAAUAUCAAGUGCUACAUUUAAUCGGAGACCAUUAUAUGAUGCUGAAGACCUGGUUGGAAUAAAUUCUCGUGUAAAGGACAUAAAGUCACUUUUAAAUAUUGAGUCAAAUGAAGUUCGCAUUUUAGGGAUUCAUGGACUUCCUGGAGUAGGUAAGACUACAAUUGCAAACGUUGUUUAUUGCAUAAUUGCUCAUCAAUUUGAAGGAAGCUGUUUUUUGGAGAAGGUUAGAGAAAACUCAGAAAAGUCUAUAAAUUGUGGCAUGAUACAACUACAAGAGAAACUUCUUUCUAAGAUCUUACAAGAUAACUAUUUGAAGGUAGACAGUGAAUUUGAAGGAACCAAUUUGAUAAAGGAGAGAAUUUGUUGUAAAAAGGUUCUUUUAGUUCUCGAUGAUGUGGAUAAUUCAGAACAAAUAAAAAAAUUGCUUGGAAAAUGUGACUGGUUUGCUUCAGGGAGUAUAGUCAUUAUAACAACAAGAGACAAACAUGUGCUAACCACUCUUCCAAAAGGUCAUCUAAUUUACAAGGUCAAAGAACUGUGUCCAUGUGAAGCUCGUGAUCUUUUUAAUAUACAUGCCUUCCACACAAAUGAGCCCAAGGAAGAUUAUUCAAAACUUGCAGAGCUGAUUAUAUCUUAUGCUAAAGGACUUCCACUAGCUCUAAAAGUAAUGGGUUCUGCUUUGUGUGGAAAAAGUACAGAUGAAUGGAGUAAUGCAUUUGAAAUGUAUAAGAACAUUCAACAUGAAAAAAUUCAAGAGAUACUCAAAAUAAGUUUUAUUGGAUUGGAUAAAAAUGAAAAACAUAUUUUUCUUGAUAUUGCAUGUUUCUUUAAGGGAUUCAGCAAGGAUUAUGUUGUAAAGAUAUUAGAUGCUUGCGACUUAUAUCCAAAAUUUGGUAUUGGAAAGCUUAUUGAUAAAUGUCUCAUAACCGAUGAAGAUGGCACAUUGUGGAUGCAUGACUUGCUACAACAAAUGGGUAGAGAAAUAGCUCAAGAAGAAUUUGAAAGGCUUGAAAAUCACAGCAGAAUAUGGUGUCAUGAGGAUGCUUAUAAAUUAUUAACUAGAAAUAAGGGGUCGGAUAAAAUUCGAGGCAUAAUGUGGUGCGAACCUGAACCAAUAACAGUAUCAUUAAAAGCUUCAGCUUUCGAAAAGAUGGAAAAUCUCAAAUUUCUUAUUGUUAAGAAUGUACAAAUUUCCCAAGAACUUGAAUAUCUUUCCAAUGAAUUAAGAUUGUUUAAAUGGUCAGGAUAUAAUUUUUCCUUGCCAUCCAAAUUUUGUCCUAAAAACCUUGUUGGACUGGAGGUGUCGAAUAGUUGCAUUGGGUUAGAGAAAUUAUUCGAGCAGGGGUGCCAUUACAAAUAUUUGAAAAGUAUCAAUUUGGAAAGGUGUCAAUCCAUCACAAGAUUACCUGACUUAUGCGCUCCAAACUUAGAGACAUUGGACAUUUCUUAUUGUGAAAAUUUAAUUGAGAUUCAUGACUCUAUUGGACUUCUUGAUAAGCUUGAAUAUUUGUUCCUCAGUGACUGCAUGAAACUUCAGAUUCUUCCGAGCACCCUCAAGUUGAAUAAACGUUUCGAACUAGAUAACUGCCCAAGGCUUGAGAAGUUUCCCAAUGUUCACCCUGAAAUGAAAUGUUUAGAAUAUUUCAGUGUUAGUUAUAGUAAUAUCAGAGAAUGGCCUUUAUCACUAAGAUAUCUCACCGAAGGGAUUAUCAAAUUAGUGAUACGGGAAUGUGAAAACCUUGGGAAGUUUUUGGAUAGCACCAAUAAAUUUCAACUGCUUGAGGAAAUAGAUAACGGCUUUGUUAUGGAUUCUUAUAGAAAUCCGCUACUCAUAUGCCAUAGAGAAAUUUUAAUUGAUUUAGAUUUUUGUAUGAAGAAUGAUUUCUUCCCGGCAUUGAGAUAUAUAACUAUAGAGGACUCCAAUAUUGUUAGUAUCCCCGAAUGCAUUUUUAGAUUAUCUAGAUUAGAAGAGAUUUACAUACAUAAUUGUGAGGAGCUUCGGGAAAUUCAAGUUCCAAGGCUUCCACAAUCUAUUAGACGUGUGAGAAUAGUAGGAUGCCCAUCGUUGCUUCCACAAUCAUCAAGUAGAUUAUUGAAUCAGUUUGGAAAAAUUCUAGGGAUUCUACCGAAUAGAGUCCGUGAAGGUGCAAGAAGCGACAUAUUAAUGGAUCUCUUUGACGACUCUGAAUCUGAAUCUGACUCUGAAUCUAAAUCUGAUUCUGAAAUUGAGGAUAGGUCUAUUUUACUACCAGGAACUGAGAUUCCAAAGUCACUUAAAUUCAAUCAUCAGAGUUUUGGAAAUUCCAUAUCAUUCAAGGUUGGUUGCAAAUUUCCAAAAUUGGUCGUCUGUGUUGCUUUUCGUUCUGCGGAGGAUCGUUUAAGAUGUCGACACUCUGAGGUUGACGUUUCCGUCAAUGGUUGUAAUUGGUAUAUCACAAAUUCAUACAGUGAAGAAAGCUGGGAGGAACUGUGGUUAUUUUCUAAAUCUCUAGGGCAGUUGAGUAAACCAUAUCUAUAUUAUGAACAGAAUCAGGUGGAGGUUGAGGUUUCAUGUAAAAUCCAUGACCACAAUUUUGAUUUUGUAUAUAACAAUGAUUUUGUAAAAUGGGUGGGGGUGAAUGUAGAAUGCAUCUGCUGUCCUCAGAAAUCAGAUAUUACUUACUUACUUGCCUCAGAAAUCAGAUAUGGGUCAUCCUCAGUUUUGAAUGACACUGAGCUCCCGCCUUUUCAACCUGUUUUCCCCACUUCUUAUGGUUUUGAACCUGGUUUGAAGGGCUUUCUUGGUGAUUUGAAUGUGUAUUUAUCGGCCCCUACUAACUCUGAACUCCUUGCAUUGUUACCUGGUCCAAAUAUGGAUCAUGAGGUUUCCAAUACCGUAAAUGAUUUGAGGCUUUUGAAGGGCAUUCAUAACGAUGGGUGCGAUUUGAGUUUGUCACUAAAUGAUUCAAAUGAAAGAGAAAGUGAGCCUCCUCUGUUCCAUGAUUUGACAAAUGGGUUUGACUUUGGCUUUGCCCAGCCCAAUUUGGAGUUAGGCUCAGGUGUUAGUAGUGGGUUUCAUUUGGGUUCGUCUUCAAUGGCCCAUGCCAGUGUAAAUGAUGACUCUGAUUUCUAUAUGGGUUCGUCUUCAAUGGCCCAUGACUGUUUAAAUGAUGACUCUGAUUUCAAUAUGGUUCCACCACCGAAGAAAGCGAGGACAUCUUGAUCAGACUUCAAGGAAUUAUGCCUCACUUUGUUUCCCUGAUUCCCAUCUGCUCCAACGCCAAGUUAGUCCCCUUCACUACUUGGAAACAAUUAAGCAUCGGAAUUUCUGAGGACUUCAUCAAAUGAUUGGUCUGCAUGACAAUGGACUUGCAGCUGUAGCAAGUGAUUCUAUUCAAUGCUUCUGGUCAUCAUUUCAUAAUUGGCCCGUAUAACUUCUUUGCUGAGUAAACCUGAUUAUCUUGUACUGCCAGGAGCUGAGAUUCCAAAGUUGUUCAAAUUCAACCAUCAGAGUUCUGGAAAUUCCAUAUCAUUUGGGUUGGUUGCUAUAGAUUUUGGAAAUUCAACCAUCGUAAUUGGCCAUCUGUAUUGCUUUUCAUUCAGCUGAAGCACAUAUGUGCAGAAUUUUUCAUGUUCACUUUUCCAUCAAUGGUUGUAAAUAAAAAACCAAUUAUCUAAAGUACAGGAGAAAGCUUUGAGGAACUGUGGUUAUUUUCUAAAUCUCUUGGGCAAUUGAAUAAACCAAAUCUAUCUGAACAGAAUAAGGUUGAGGUUGAGACUCGGCUAAAGAUGAAGCUUCUCUUAACUCUUGCUACCUUCAUCAUCCUUCUUCAAUCUCUUCAUCUUCAUUUUGCAAACAACACAUAAUUAUGAUGUAAAAGAAUAUCCCUAAAGACAUAGUGGCACCAUUCUCUACCAAGUUACCUGGCCUUGUUGCUGUGAAGUAAUUGGUGGCGCCCAAGAUAUCUUUCCACCUUGCAAUUUGGUUUUCUUUUAUUAUGAUAUUUGUCAUUUAUUGAUCAUAUUUGUCUGCUUCUGGUGCAUAAUGUUUGCUUAGCUUAACAUCAAUCAAGUGCCAAGUAAGGUUACCUUCAAUGUUUUGGAAUGGCUCAAGACCUCUGUUGUUAACAGAGGUGGUACACGGUUUUUUAGUGUUGCUACUUCAAGAGUAAGGUGAACAAGGAUAGGACCUUGCUCCAGAUAUUUAUCAAGAAUGUGGGAAAUAGUCAAACUUUAUAACAUCAGCAAACUCAAUUCACUACAGAUUUUCAGUGCACAAUAGUCAAUCCAAAGAGCAAUCACCACUGGGAGUUUCAGCAAAAGGUACAUUCAACGAAAUUUAAUGAAAAAUACCAUGUCAUCAGUCAAAAGAGAUACAAUCGGGUUACAUUUUGUCAACAAUGGUUCCACUUUCUGCUGUCUGCCAGAUCCCAACGCCAAGAACACAUUACUGCAGGAUGGGCGCCACCGCUGAAAAACGGUGCUUCAAGUUGACAACCUCAAAUCCAAAAACGGCAAACCAAAAUAUUCAUUUUUAUGGGGUUAUGCUUUUUGUACCAAGAGAGUGCAAUUAAAGGAGCCAAUUGUAGCAGUUCAAAGAGUUUCUUUGCUGAUUUUUAGAUGGAUGGUGGUGUAGGUCUUUUAGCAGUUCAAAGAAUUUCUUUGUUGAUUAGUUUCAUCACAACUUUUCACUUUAGAUUUCUUUGGUAAUCCUAUCCAUGACCUUCAUUUGGCAUCCUGACAAGAGAGUAUUGUUUACCAUGUCAUUUACAUGGUGGUGUUGGUUGAUAUUUUUUGAGAGGAUUAUGAUGUAUUUAUUUUUGGUGGAUCAUGUUUCUUCCUUCAUUUAAGUUUUUCUUUGUAAUGUGUUAUGUCUCUCUCUUUUUGUAUUUAAUCUUUUUUUUCCCUAGGAGGACUUGGUGAGGAUCAUAAAGCAUUUAAUUUUGGUGUA